This is a messenger RNA of Ochotona curzoniae (black-lipped pika), 7883 nucleotides long. RefSeq names its product synaptotagmin like 2 (gene SYTL2). Gene Ontology annotation, molecular function: neurexin family protein binding; small GTPase binding. The record is from RefSeq and is a predicted model, not a curated record. Gene Ontology annotation, cellular component: exocytic vesicle; plasma membrane. The transcript is spliced from 21 exons. Gene Ontology annotation, biological process: exocytosis; intracellular protein transport. The coding region runs from base 732 to 7400 and encodes 2222 amino acids. NCBI's taxonomy places the organism in Eukaryota, Metazoa, Chordata, Mammalia, Lagomorpha, Ochotonidae.
AUAGCUGUAACAGCUGAAGCUAGACCAGGCUGAAGCCAUGAAUCCAGAACUCGAUCUGGGUCACCCAUGUGAAUAACAAGAACACAAGCACUCCAGCCAUCAUCUGGUCAAAGGAGCUGGUAUAGGAAGCCAGUGAAAGGUCAGACACUGACAACUAGAACACUCAAACGGCAAGCUGGUUGCUGUGUGGAGACUGUACUGGAGAGAGGGAAGAUGGACCAGAAGUACUGGCAGCUUGAAUUAGGGCAGAGUCAGCGUAAAUGGAAAGGGAUGUUUGCUGUGCAGAGGCAUGCGCCAGCAGCUGGGAUCUGUCUCUUCAGGCUCCUCACAGGUGGGUGAUGUCCUAGAGCUGCUUCAUCUGAUCAGGUUGAUGACGGAAAGUGGCAAGAGAAUGAACAGUGCCUAAGACUGGUCCAAAGAGGGAACGUGCUAGGAACGCUGCUGUAAGAACAAGCAACCUGCCCAGCAAGGAAUAUGACAUCAGCAUCAUUUUGGGUUUCUAUUCCAGGUGUCAUCUCAUGAGCCACUUCUUUGCUAUGGAAAAGGACAUUUUGAACUUUGCUCUCAGCUGCCCAGAACCUUUGCUGAGCCAAAACAAGACUUCUUGUAUUACUGAAUAAGGCGUUUGUUUAUUUCAUUUUUUCUAUCUUUUCAUCUUUUUGGUUACGGUCUAAGUUGUUUGGUCCUGAGAAUUGUACUUACUACUAAUAAUUUUAUAUGCACUUUUCAAAAUGAUUGACUUAAGCUUCCUGACCGAGGAGGAACAAGAAGCUAUCAUGAAGGUUCUGCAGCGGGACGCUGCUCUGAAGCAGACUGACGAGGAGAGAGUGAGACAUUUGCCUGAAAAAAUUAAGGAUGAUCAGCAACUAAAGAAUAUGAGUGGCCAAUGGUUUUAUGAAGCCAAGGCAAAAAGACACAGAGACAAAAUCCAUGGUGCAGAUCUCAUUAGAGCAUCCAUGAGAAAGAAGAGGAUUCAGGCACCAGCUGAGCAGAGUAAGAAUGGAACAAGGGGGGAAAAGGAAAGCUGGGUGAAUAAUGUCAACAAAGAUGCUUUGCUUCCUCCAGAACCAGCUGGUAUUAUAGAACAGCAGGAAGAGGAUGUGACACCAGCGUGGCCAAGCUCCAGUGUGGGAAAUCCAGCUUCUGUUAUGAUUGAUGUGUCCCAGGAAAACACAAGGAAAUCAGCUGGGUCUCCAGCUAAGGAAAGGAAGAAUCCUUUUAACGGCUCUAUGUUGCCAGAAGAUCACUUAUCGCAGCAAAUCAAAACUGAACAGUCAAAAAAUGGAAGAGCUGGUUUAUCUCAAAUACCAAAAGAGGGUGAAUUAUCGGAAUCACAAGAAAAUUUAGCUAUCCAAAAUAAUUCAAGCCAAAAUCCAGAGAAUUCAGAGCAGACUUUGCCAGAGCCUGCAGAUGGCUCCCAAAUCAAGACCCCAAUUCCAAAAGCCAGGAAAAUGAUCUACAAAUCAAAUGAUUUAAAGCAAGAUGAUAAUCAGUCUUUCCCCAAACAGAAGACAGAUGUCCUGAAUCCAAGAGGGGUUCCGAGAGGGAUCCUGAAGCGCAACUCCAGUUCUAGUAGCACAGACUCAGAGACCCUUCGUUUGAAUCACAGUUCUGAACCCAGGAGCAAGCUUGUGUCACCUGGCCUAACCAUCCAUGAGAGAAUUUCUGAGAAGGAGCAUUCUUUAGAUGAUGAUUCUCCCCCCAGUUCAGUGGAGCCACUAAAGCAUGUGAGGUUCUCUGCAGUGAAGAACGAACUUCCACAGGGUCCCCAGCUCAGCCAUGGCCUGGAAGUGGGGGAAUUUAGUGUUUUAGAACCUGACAUGUUGAAAAAUGAAGAAGAUACUACAGGAGAUGUAGAUGAGUCUCAGAAAGACCUCAAAACUUCCCCACACAGAGAUGCGUGGCCUAUUCUUCAGUCACCCUCAAGCUCAAGUGCACCAGAAAAUGAAACAAAAUCACCAGUGACUUCUGGGUUUUUCCCAAAUUCUGGGCUCAAUUCUGACACAGAAGUUUUAACUACAGGACCACAACUCUCUGAAAAUUCACCUACCCUCAAUGAACAUGAAGCUAAAUCAUCAGAAUUAAGAAAGUUUGAUCCAGAAUUACCCAGAAACCCUGCUGAUGAACUGUCUCAAGGUGUUGAGCCUGAGCCAUCUCAGGUGCCAAAUUGCAGUUCUAGAGACCAUCAGCAAGGUAAGCCCCCUCUUCUUACCACUGUAAAUGCUGAAACACCCUCAAAUGCUGGUCCAUAUGCCAUUGAGAUAAGAACAACAGCUGAUGAUUCCAUAUCUAAAGUCCUAGACUGGUUUAACCGAAGUUCUCUUGAUGGCAGUAAGUCAUCCCUCCCACACUCCCAAGGGAAAGAGCCCAAGCUAAAAACAGACUCAGAAUCGCAAGUUGCUGUUUCCUUGAUGGCAGAUGAUACUGGUAUAAAUGAAAACGACUCUGAGGCCCUGUCAUCCACUGAAAUUGGCUUGAAACCUAUGAAAUCAGAUUCAGCAUUCCAGACAGAGGGAGAUACACCACUUUCGGGAAAUUGCCAUGAUAUUUAUGUAAAUAUCAAAUCCAAAUCUAUGAAUUUCCCUCAACAAGGCACCCCAGAGGAAACCUUGGGGAUUUUGCAACCAUCUGAAAUCUCUGACAUCUCAAAUCAAGAGUGUAAAAAUAUGGACUGCAGUCAAAAUUCAGGAAGUGUGGAAGAUGACAAUGGGGCAUUUCCCCCAACCUGUAAUUCAUUCAGUGUUUAUAAGGAAUCCAGUACAGAAGCCCAAAUUCCACCCAACGAUAAGAAUGUUGGCAGCAUGGCAGAACACCCCAAGCAUUUUGUUCAUGAACAAAAUAGACAAAAUGAAGAAAUGAAUUUUGACUCUCCAAUAGUCCUCAAAGAGCCAACAUUAAAGGAUGGCAUAAAAGCUGAGAGAGAGAACAAAAAAGAAAGUAGCACUUUGACCCUGAAAACUUCAUUAGAGCCAGGAAAUACUGAGUUGCUACCUGAGGCUGCUAAUGAUGAAUUAUCUUGGAAGAAGCCUGAAGUCCAGCCCCCAAAAGAAGCUGGUGAUGGUCCCCAGAACCAGGUGAUAAGAGAGAGAUAUGGAAAAGUAAGUGAAAGAAUAUCCUUUUGGGAAGGAGAGAAAGCUGCUGCCAAGUUAACUCAUAAAGAACCAGCAUCCUCAUUUAUCCAGGAACAACCCUCUACUAAAGCAGCCCAGGCUGUGAAGCCACAUGGUGUGUUUAUGGACAGUUUACCUAUAAGUCAAAGUGAAAAUGAUAAAUUCACUGCCAGAAAAGUGAUCUUAGAUGAGGAUGAAGAAUUCAACUUCCCUAGUUUUCAUCCCUCAAAUAAACCUAAGGAUACUAGGUCCCAGCAAUUGAACUUGUUCAAAAACCAUCCUUCAGUUGAGCACUCAGAUAAAAUGUCUCUGUUUCAGAAUAAGAUAAAUGAGCCUAUACAAGGAUUGCCCCUGGAAGAAAGUUUGCACUCUGGAAGAUCCAUUACUUCAGCACUGCAACAUCCCUCAAAUGAUGGAAAUGAAAUACAUACUUCUUUGGAGAAGGACAGAUCUCUAACUGCUGAAUCAAAUACUAACUUUAAGGUUAUAUCCCCAAAAGAAAGAACAGAUGAAUUCAAUACAGAACAGGUGUAUAAUCACUCUCAGUUUGAGAAGUUGAAAAAGUUUUGGGACUCAGGAGCUAUUCCAACCAAUAAGGAAAAUGGUGAGAAUAAUACAAUCACAAUAAACCAAAAAAUGUAUCUGCCUUUUGAGAGCCAGCAACACAAGGAAUCCAAUGAUAUUAAGUCAUCAGAGGAGAAUAAACAUGAAGCAGAGGCAAUUUUGAGUCCCAAAAACAUUACAGCAAGAGAGGAAAUGGAGAAAAUAAAUUUAAAGUACAGACACCAGGUGCUACCAGAUGAAACCAAAUUUCCACUGGGACAACACAGAGAGCCCACUCUUCAGUUGCCAGAAAUUGAAUCAUCCAAGGAAAAUGUGGAAAUGAAUAGGGAAGGAUACGCUACUUCUGUGUUGAAGAAAGAAAAAAAUUACCCAGAUGAAGAGAGUCACGAAUCCACAGUGAAAACAAGUGUUUUCCCGAAAAGGUAUGAAGAUUCUUGCAAUGACACUUUACAAAGGCUGCUUUCUGACGUGUCAUCACCAGCCAUCCGGCCUCCUGGUGAAGAGGCUUGCAGAAAACAAGUGCCUGAAGCAGGUAUUUGUCUGAACAGGACGUGGCCUCAGAAGACAGAUUUUGCUGAUACUGAGAAAGAAGGCAAAGAACCUAAGGUGACUGAUGAACACAUAGACAAAACAGUAGCUCCCAUGAAGUUCAGGCAGAACACUUUGACUUCCAGACUGGAUAAACUUCUUCAGGAAGCAGCGAGAACCACACUUUCUCCCUUGGAAACCAACUUGGAACCAGUUACCACUUGUAUAAACUCUGAGCCUGGUGAGGGCAGGUCUGUUGAAAAGAGUAUAGAACAGAGUCCCAAUGUUUCACCCCAUCAGAGAGAAAUAAGAUCUCCUCUUCCCGAGGAGAAUGAAACAUCAGAAAACACAGCUUUCAUCCUGAAAACUGAAAGUGGUGAGUGCCCACUCAACCAAGAGACCUUGCAUCAGACAGCUGCAGAAGUUUCUCACCCAUUGAAUCAACUUUCUGAUCUUCACAGGAUGGGUUCUUUUAGGGAUGUGGACAACUCUUCCCAAGAAAUACCUUCCUCUAGGGUUGCUUAUCUUGCUCCACAAAAUACAGCACUACCUUGUCAAAGGGAAGUUUCAGAAACUGUAGAGAAAGUCAUUCUUCCACCCAAACCUGCACCAAAUAAUGUGAAUGCUCUAUUAGAGAGACUACUUAGAGAAUCUUGCCUGAGUUAUCCAGCUGAAAAGGAAGAUGAUCCUGGAAUAGUGAAAGCAGAAUAUUUUGCAGGGGUGCAGGCACCAGGUUUACCCCCAAAUUCUCAGGAAAUAGUCCCAUGGUGUGCUACAAUGGAUACCACAGUUCCUGAGAAAGAGGCUUUUUAUUUCUUAACUGAAAUUCCUGACAAAACUCAGGGAGUCAGAUCUCAUUUACCCACUCAAAUGCAACUGUUAGAACAGACCCUGAGUUCGUAUGGUUCCACUGAUACUCACCAUACCAAAGAGCUGCCACAGGAAGUGGCAGAAAUUGUGAGGGAAACAAUUAUUCAGCCCAGAUCAGAAUUCCCAGAAUUCAAUAUUGGCUUGGAAAAACUUCUGCAGGAAACAAUUAAUAAUAUCCCUUCAAAUUUUCAAAAUGAUACAGAGACUUUUUUCUCAUCAGAAUUUACAAAUAGUACUGAGGCAACCAAGCCACCUACUCCUGAAUUGCAUCUGGAGGAAAUAAAAGAAACAGUAGAAAAGGAUGAGGCUCCCACAGUAGUGGAGAGUGCUUUUGAUGCUGGUUUUGAGAAACUUCUUGCAGAAAUACCUGAAAUCCCUUCUGACCAUCUCCAGGUGUCAGGGAUGGAGGAUGCUCCUAAUAAGGAGCUCUCCCAGUCAGAACAGGUCAGGUCUUUGAGGACAGAUCCACAUUUACAUCAAGCAGCAACCGAGGCCUCAGGAAUGAAGACUAACAGUGAUGAUUUGGAAUCUCAAGUCAACCAAGGUGGUAAAGAACUGGGAGGAGAGGAAGCUGUGACUGAUUUAUUGAUAGAUCUUUGUGACUCUGAAAGUGGGGGUGAGAUCCCCAGAAUCCCACAGCUUUAUUUGGACCAUGAAAUAGGGACCCUUACACCUAUCAAACCCCCAAAAGACAGAGACUGUAAAAGUGAGGUUCCAGGGGCUAGUCAGAAACCUGGCUUUGAGGAAGACCUUGAAACAAUUAGGCAACCCGUCCUCCUGACAAUGAAAGAGAACCCUACAAAAAUGAGUAGAGUUGAGUUGAUUCUGGCAUCCGCUGAUGAGAGACAAGAGGAAGAAAAAGAAGGCUUCUCUGACUCAGAUUUCUCAGAUGCAAACACUGGUUCUAGUGCUGAAAGCUGUAGAAAUACCUCCAGUUCAGAAGAAGAACCCAGUCCUGUUUUGAAAACUUUGGAAAGGAGUGCUGCUAGGAAAAUGCCUUCCAAAAAUCUAGAAGACAUUUCAUCAGACUUAUCAAAUCAAGCAAAAGUAGAUAAUCUGCCAGAAGAAUUAGUACGUAGUGCUGACGAUGAUCAAAAAGCAGAUCAGGAACCAGAUACAAAUGAAUGCGUACCAGGAAUUUCCACAGUGCCUUCACAGCCUGAUAAUCAGUUUUCCCAGCCUGACAAAGUCAAAAGGAUGAGCAAGUCUGUUCCAGCAUUUCUUCAAGAUGAGAGUGAUGACAGAGAAACAGAUACAGCAUCAGAAAGCAGUUACCAGCUCAGCAGACACAAGAAGAGCCCGAGCUCUUUAACCAAUCUUAGCAGCUCCUCUGGCAUGACGUCCUUGUCUUCUGUGAGUGGCAGUGUCAUGAGUGUUUAUAGUGGAGACUUUGGCAAUCUGGAAGUUAAAGGAAAAAUCCAGUUUGCAGUGGACUAUGUGGAGUCACUGAAGGAGUUGCAUGUUUUUGUGGCCCAGUGUAAGGAUUUAGCAGCAGCGGAUGUUAAAAGACAGCGUUCUGACCCAUACGUAAAGGCCUAUUUGUUACCAGACAGAGGCAAAAUGGGCAAGAAGAAAACACUCGUGGUGAAGAAAACACUGAAUCCUGUGUAUAAUGAGAUUUUGCGGUAUAAAAUCGAGAAGCAUGUUUUAAAGACCCAGAAGCUGAACCUGUCUGUUUGGCAUCGAGAUACUUUUAAGCGCAAUAGUUUCCUAGGGGAGGUGGAACUUGAUUUGGAUACAUGGGAUUGGGACAACAAACAAAAUAAGCAAUUACAGUGGUAUCCUCUGAAGCGGAAGACUGCACCUGUUGCCAUUGAAGCAGAAAACAGAGGUGAGAUGAAGCUAGCUCUCCAGUACGUUCCAGAGCCCACACCCGGUAAAAAGCUUCCUACAACUGGAGAAGUACACAUUUGGGUGAAAGAAUGCCUUGAUCUACCACUACUAAGGGGAAACCAUCUAAAUUCUUUUGUUAAAUGUACCAUCCUUCCAGAUACAAGUAGGAAAAGUCGCCAGAAGACAAGAGCUGUAGGGAAAACCACCAACCCUAUUUUCAACCACACCAUGGUGUAUGAUGGGUUCAGACCUGAAGAUCUGACGGAAGCCUGUGUAGAGCUCACUGUCUGGGACCAUUAUAAGUUAACCAACCAGUUCUUGGGAGGUCUUCGGAUUGGAUUUGGAACAGGUAAAAGUUAUGGGACUGAAGUAGAUUGGAUGGACUCUACGUCAGAGGAAGUUGCUCUCUGGGAGAAGAUGGUAAAUAGCCCCAACACUUGGAUUGAAGCAACACUGCCUCUUAGGAUGCUUUUGAUUGCCAAGAUUUCCAAAUGAAAGGCCACCAGCUCCUCCCCAAGAACUAUUGAACAGGUGAAAUUUGACCUUGAAAAUCUGACUUCAUAGCAAAGCUCUUCACUUUUCAUUUCUUGCCACUAAUGGAUACUACACAGAAUGUUAAAGACCACCUGCAUGUGUUUUUGAUUAUGAGGUCCAAGAGAUUUAAAUAAAACAUGUAACUUCCUUGUUACUCCAACAUUCAGAGAAAGCAUUUGAGCAAUUUUAGGAAAAUGUCAUUAUUGCUUUGAAGAAAAGGCUGCCUCUAAAAUGCUACAUGUGGAGUCUUUUUAACCAGAUAAAUAUUUGUUGGCCAUUAUCUGUUUCAAACUGCAAUCUUGUACUAAAGUUACAAAGGCUUGCCACAUGAUUAUUGCAAACUCUUGUGGGACUUAUAAAUGUGUAGGUUGUAGAAAAGUAACAAAGAUAUUCCUGGAGGGAAAAAAAAAGGAAAAUCAGCAGAGAUGAGAAGGAUUCUUACCA